GCGCGCGAACCGUGACGCGGGCGCCGCCAAGGGCGCAGGGUGGAGGGGUUCCGGGAGCUUUCCCCGCGGGCUCUAGAAAACGUACCGCGCUCGGCCUUUGGCGGGCAGCCACAGACUGCUAGCCCAGAGGAGUGUUCGAGGGGUUCCCUGAUAAUUCUGCUACUGAAAGUAGUCAAAGCAGUGACUCGCUUCUUUCAGCAACCCCGAGCUGAGCUCCCGCAGGUGCCAGACCCUGAGCUGGGCACAGUGGGGGGGUCUCUCAAGGUCUGAAGUAGCAUGGAUCUGCCCGUGGAUGAGUGGAAAUCAUACGUACUUCAGAAGUGGUCUUUGCUCCCCAAGUCCAUUCAGGUCACCAUUUCUACAGCAGAGACUUUGAAUGAUCUCUUUCUUCACUCAUCUGCACUUCUUCAACCUGAGGAUGAGGUGUUUUUAAAAAGGCUUUCUGGAGGCUACGUUGUUGGAAAGGACCCCGACGCUUCCCUUUUCUACAGAGAAAAAGGAAACAAAAAAUUUCAGGCGAAGGAUUAUAUGGGAGCCGCAGUGCUGUACUCUAAGGGAGUAUCACAUUCGGGACCCAACUCUACGGACAUUGCACUGUGCUAUGCCAAUCGCUCCGCAGCCCUCUUCCACCUGGGUCAGUAUGAAACAUGCCUUAAAGACAUCGUCAGAGCACAGACGCAUGGGUAUCCAGAAAGAUUGCAACCCAAGCUGCUGUUGCGUAAGGCAGAGUGUCUGGUGACCCUGGGGAGACCACAGGAGGCAAGCCAGACCAUCAUUGAUCUUGAAAGUAGCUUUGCUGCCAAGCCAACCCUCUCAGCUUCCCAGUUUCAGAUUCUGCAGAGAACUCUCUGUCGUGUGAAAGUGAAGGUACAAGAAAAGGAGAAUCUCCCAGAGAUCUUCCCAGAGGCUCUAACCAAAACCUUUGAGGGUGUGGACCUAAGGGAAGAGAAUGAACAAAUUCCCGGCGCCUCGUCCUCUGUCGCCUUACAUAUAGACCCUUUAAAAGGCCGCUUUCUGGUUGCCACAAAAGAUAUCCUCCCAGGAGAGCUUUUGGUGAAAGAGGAUGCUUUUGUGAGUGUCCUUAACCCAGGAGAAGUGCCACUGAGGCCUCAUAGCCUGGAGAGCAAGUGGGACAUCCAAGUUACCAGUGGGGACCUUCACUGUCACCGAUGUCUGAGGCACACUCUGGCCCCGGUUCCCUGUGAAGGAUGCAGCUAUGCCAAGUAUUGCAGCCAGGAGUGUAUGCAGCAGGCCUGGGAUCGCUACCAUAGUGUGGAGUGUUCUGUGGGGGCUCUGCUUCUCACACUGGGUGUGUUUUGUCAUGUUGCCCUGAGGUCGACUCUCUUAGCUAGGUUUGAGGAUGUUGGCAAAGUCAUAAAGAAGCUCUGUGGUGAGAUGAGUAACCAGGGCAUAUGCUUACCCGAAAGCAAGAAUCCGGCACAGAUACUCAAAUAUGACCAGGGAGGAGAGGGGGAAAAAACGGACAAAGCAGUUGAGACCCCAAUUCCUGGAUGUGAUACUAAUGGGAAAUAUGAAAGGAAUUAUAAUGCCAUCUUCCACCUUUUACCCCAUACUGAAAACCAUAGCCCUGAGUACAAAUUCCUCUGUGCUGUAAGUGUUUCUGCACUGUGCAGGCAGCUCGAAGCAGCUGGUUUACAGGCCUUCACAACAGAUCUGAAACCAACUAAGCUGAAAACUGCAGAGACUCCUGUGUUAUGUGCAGAGCUGAAUGUUUGGGGAGUGGCCAUGCUGAGACACAUGUUACAGCUGCAGUGUAAUGCUCAGGCAAUAACGACCAUCCAGCAAACAGGAUCUAAAGAGAGCCUCAUUGCCGACACCCGGCGGGUGCGCCUUGCCACGGCCCUUUUCCCUGUCGUCAGCCUCCUGAACCAUUCGUGCAGCCCCAACACUAGCGUGUCCUUCAUCGGCACCAUCGCCACCGUUCGGGCAUCACAGCUGAUUCGAAGUGGGCAAGAGAUCUUGCACUGCUAUGGACCGCACGAGAGCAGGAUGGGCGUUGCUGAGAGGCGCCAGAAGCUGAGGUCUCAGUAUUUCUUUGACUGCGACUGUCCGCCUUGUGAACGUGAGAAGCAGAGACCCUCAGUGGGGCCUGGUCGGGAAGCCUUCCGUUGUCACCGUUGCAGAGCGCUCCUGCAGGGAGAUGAUGUUCUGAGCUGCAGUGGCCCAGCUUGUACGGAAUCAGUUGGCAGAGACCUCUUGGUCUCCCGGCUACAGGACCUUCAGCAACAGGUGGGGGCGGCCCAGAAGCAUCUCAGAAACGGCAGACUAGAGCUAGCCAUUCAGCUGUUGCUGGGGUGUCAGAGUGAUGCCGAGAGCUUCCUGUCUGCGGAACACAGCGUGGUGGGAGAAAUCGAGGACGCCUUGGCCCAGGCCUAUGCUGCCUUAGGGGACUGGGAGAAGUCAGCGACCCACCUGCAGAAGAGUCUCCAAGUGGUGGAGGUCCACCACGGGCCAUCCAGUGUGGAGAUGGGCCAUGAGCUCUUCAAACUGGCCCAAGUCUUCUUCAGUGGGUGUGCAAUACCCGAAGCUCUGAACACAAUACAGAAGGCAGAGAAGAUCCUGUUGGUACAUUAUGGCCCUUGGAAUGACGAGAUCCGGGAGCUAGAAAAGAUGAAAUCCUGUUUAUUAGACUUGCUGCCCAUCCCUGUGGGACCUAAGGAAUAUAGUGGGAUGAGUUAAAGAGGGUCUGUUGCUGCUGAGCUGUCACCUAAAAAUACAGAACCUGCCUGACAGUCACAAGCCUGGUGUAUGAGAUGGGGGAGGACUUGGAAAGCAUCACAGUUAGAGACAGGCUCACCUAUUUUGAUGGAUGUUUUUUGAAGUAGUUAACUACUCUCCAGCACAAACUCUCAUUUCCCAGAAAAGACUUCAAACUGGUAUCUGGAGAGCCUAAGCCCUUUAAAAGGAUUUUAGCUGAUCUGCAGGCAUCUGGAUGUCAGCCUAGGGUUUUGGCUAGACGCCACCUCUCUAAAUGAUGAUGUCUGCUUCGCUGGAACGUUCCUAUGGUUUCUAGCAGUAAUGAAGUGUUGUGUACCACUCCAGUGGGAACUUAAACUCUUAAUAGUUGUAUUGUAAUUGAAAAAUAGUUAUAAAGCUAGAAGUCCGUGAGGCUCCUUACCUCUAGAGAGAGAGUUUCAUUUACGUUAUCUAUCUUCCUCAAAUCCUUUGUUUAAACCGGUAGCAUAAAUAAAUAGAGAAAUAAAUAUGAGGCCAUUCUACUGUUGGGCUUGGAUGGCAACUCUCUGUGUGUUUUCUGCUAGUUUUCCAGUCCCCGUUCUCUGGAUUUCACUCUGU
This is a messenger RNA of Budorcas taxicolor (takin), 3315 nucleotides long. It is a transcript of the gene SMYD4, whose product is annotated as SET and MYND domain containing 4. The record is from RefSeq and is a predicted model, not a curated record. NCBI's taxonomy places the organism in Eukaryota, Metazoa, Chordata, Mammalia, Artiodactyla, Bovidae. The transcript has 11 exons. The coding region runs from base 277 to 2700 and encodes 807 amino acids. Gene Ontology annotation, molecular function: protein binding.